Molecule: messenger RNA, 948 nt
Organism: Nannospalax galili (Upper Galilee mountains blind mole rat)
Lineage: Eukaryota; Metazoa; Chordata; Mammalia; Rodentia; Spalacidae
Product: olfactory receptor 11H7-like
Exons: 1
Coding region: 4-948 (314 amino acids)
Biological process (GO): G protein-coupled receptor signaling pathway
Cellular component (GO): membrane
Molecular function (GO): G protein-coupled receptor activity; olfactory receptor activity
Source: RefSeq, a predicted model, not a curated record
ACCAUGAAUAAGUCACAGGUAUCUACAGUGACCUAUUUUGUCUUGUUGGGCUUUCCUGGUCCGUGGGAGAUGCAAAUCACCCUUUUCUCGCUGAUUCUGAUGGUCUACAUGUUGACUUUGAGUGGGAAUUUGGCCAUCAUUUGUGCAGUGAGGUGGGAUCACCAACUCCAUACCCCUAUGUACCUGCUCCUGGGCAACUUUUCCUUCCUAGAAAUCUGCUAUGUGACCUGCACAGUCCCCAACAUGCUGGUCAACUUUCUUUCCAAAACUAAGACUAUGUCCUUCUCUGGCUGCUUCACUCAGUUCUAUGUCUUCUUCUCCCUGGGUACAACCGAGUGCUUCUUCCUUUGUGUCAUGGCUUAUGAUCGGUACUUGGCCAUCUGCCGCCCACUACACUAUCCCUCCAUCAUGACAACCCAACUCUGCAGUACUCUGGUGUCCCUCUGUUGGCUUGUUGGUUUCUUUGUAUAUUCAAUUCCUAUUUCUUUCAUUUCUCAACUGUCUUUCUGUGGUCCCAACAUCAUUGAUCACUUUCUAUGUGAUGUGGACCCACUGAUGGCAUUGUCCUGCACACCUACACCCAUCGUAGGGUAUAUAUUCUACUCUUUGAGUUCUCUUAUCAUCGUCCUCACCAUUUUGUACAUCCUUGGAUCCUAUGCCCUGGUGCUCAGAGCUGUGCUUCAGGUUCCUUCAUCAGCUGGGCGACAAAAGGCCUUCUCGACCUGUGGAUCCCACCUGCUUGUAGUCUCUCUGUUCUACGGAACCAUAAUGGUGAUGUAUGUGAGUCCCACAUCUGACAGCUCAGUUGGUAUGCAUAAAAUCAUCACGGUGAUAUACUCUGUGGUGACACCAGCCUUAAAUCCUUUCAUCUAUAGCCUGCGUAACAAGGACAUGAAACACGCUCUCCACGAUGUCUUCUGUGGGAUGAGAAUUACGCAAAGCUCAUAA